This is a messenger RNA of Vespa crabro (European hornet), 3123 nucleotides long. Its product is annotated as extensin-like. Bases 2490 to 3122 code for a protein of 210 amino acids. NCBI's taxonomy places the organism in Eukaryota, Metazoa, Arthropoda, Insecta, Hymenoptera, Vespidae. The transcript is spliced from 4 exons. The record is from RefSeq and is a predicted model, not a curated record.
AUUAUAAGAUUAAAAAAAUUUAUAUUUUAAUAAAUUUAUUUAAUAACAGUGAUGAGAAUUUAUUCAAAAUAAACUAUCCGCUUUAAUCUUAGAAGAAAUAAUUAGAGGAAGAUACAUAGGUGUAACUCUAAUUUUCUUAAAACUGGAUUAAAUAGAUUUACUUUCUGUAUUUAAAUCCUAGAUAUUUAUUUCCAAAUAUCAUAAAUAUUUAUAAAAUUGUUUGUUGAAAUAUACUUUUAUAAUAAAUUUCCUGAAUUAUUAUCCUGAAAUGUUAAGUUCCUAGUAUCGGUUCUAACGAAAUGAACCAAACAUUUAAUAGUAUCGUAUUACAAAUUGAUUUAUUAAGGUAAUUGGUUUCUUAUUUCCAAAUCAUCUCGAACAAUUGAAUCAUUGAUAUUCUCAAUGAAUUUUAUUCUUCAUCUACAAACGAAUGGCUGACCAAAAUUAUCGAUGAGCUAUAAAUGUAAGUAACGUCAUUAGAAGCUGAACGUAGCACGUGCCAUCAUCGAAGUAAAAAGCACAAGAAAAUAGGGCGGUUACGAAGAAGAGUCGAGAGGAGAGGUAAGAACAGGAUAAGAAAAAAGAAAAGAGAUAGAAGAAGAAGGAGUAAUGGUAGAGCAGGGGAAGCGACUGCCGUUAAAUCGUACGUCGAAUGAUGCAAAAGUUAAAUAUAAAAGCGCCGGCUAGCGUCGCGGCGCCUACCGUGGACCAAUGACACGGUGUUGAAGACAGUCUCUUCAUGAACUUGGUCACGGACUGGAGAUAGACGAUUCGGUUUUCCUACGAUAGACGCUUUGGAGAGAUUUUAGCGAAAAUUGCACAUCCAUAAAAAGGAGCACAAGGAUUACAUCAGAAGUGCGUUUACGAAGCCAUUUCGAGUGAAUUUGUUUGAUCAGAGCACGUUAAAUUUCACCAUUGAUUACACUGACGUUUACUUCGGGAUUUGUCGGUGAGUAUUGAUUUUACUCUUAUAGAUCUUAUUCAUUGAAUUUGGCUAGAUAAGUUUGUAUAGAAAAAUAAUAAUCACUCGAUAUGUAGAAUGGAUCCUACUCUAAAUAGGAAUCCACAUUUUCUUGCUAUUUGGAUAUAACAAAUAUUCGAGAUGUUAGUGCUAUUGGUGCUUUUAAUUAGAUCGUAUGUUAGCGAAUUAAAAAAAACAAGUUUGCGACAUCAUUGUGAUUCACGUGGGUGAAUAUUAGCAAUGGAUGAGUUCCAAUAAUUGCCCAUUGCUGGGCCAAUGUGAGCAACCUCUGUCAACGACAUCCGUUCCGAACGGGACUAUUUCUGAUCACCAAUUCGGCAGAGAUUUUAUUUUUGGACGCAGCAUCUAAGGUCCAGGAUCCAGAGACUGGUGCUGCGCCGUUUUAUGUCUCUUCCAUCGAAUAAUCCAUCUCGAAAUCGAACUCAAUUUUCGAUUCAAUAUUUCUUCGAGAAUGAUCUAAUCUUUUGAUAUUUGCAUAAAAUUUAGACAAUGAACUAAAAAAAAAAAAUUUGUGUGCUAAGACAGAGUUUGCCAGUAUAUUAGCAUAAUACAUGUCAAAAGAAAAACGUACUUUGAUAUUCGUAAAUUUACAUUUUACCUAUUUCGAAAACGAAUGUCUAUCUCGAUUUUUGUUACAAGUAUAGCAUAGUAUUACCUUUAAUUACUUAUGCAUUUUCUAACAUUAUGUUACGAAAUCAUUUCUUGAUAUAUAUAAUAAUCUUUAAAUUAUGUAAAUUAUAUUCAUAUCUCUCUACAUCUCGUAAAUAGUGUUAUGUAAUUUGUGAAUAAUUUUUUUUUUACUAUAGCAAACAAAAUUCUAAUCGAUCAAAAUUGAUUACAAUUAUUAGUAAGAUGUAUUUCACUUUGAAUAUUACAUUUAUAUUACAAGCCGAUCACUUUAAUUAUCCGGACAAUUUUCUGGUAUAUGUUUUGCAAAUGUAUGUAUAUUAUAUUUAUUUUUGUCCGUUUAAUGGGUCAUGGUCAUAAUCGAAGGUACCGCCAACUAUCUUCAGACUGGAGAACGUUUUUGAAGAAACGAAAUAUUUGUGGAAAUGCUGAUAUCAGUGACAGCAUAAGAAAGAUAGAUAGAUAGAUAGAUAGAUAGAUAGAUAGAUAGAUAGAUAGAUAGAUAGAUAGAUAGACAGAUAGAUAGAUAAAUACAGAGAGAGAGAAAGAGAGAGAGAGAGAGAGAGAGAGAGAGAGAGAGAGAGAGAGAGGAAGGAGUGCCGAAAACAAAAAUUACGCACGUGCACACGUGUCUGUGAUGUGACUGGAAGGGCGAUCGCGGCUGCUAAUAUGUGUGUCUGUCACUUUCUAAAAUAUCUGAUGCACUCAUCGUGAAUAUACCUGGUGGUGGUUUGUCGGACGCUUGUAUAUAAGCGUCGCAGUACGCAAAAAUAGAAAUGGUACUAUAUUUAGGCGGCCUACACUCGACAUCCAACAAAGAACCUUAAGUAAUGAUAGAAAUCAAGAAGAGGUGCAGAACAUUUCGAAAUAGCUAAGCGUAAUGUCACAGCAUCCGUCUAGACCGCCAGGAGGUCAUGGACCUCCCGGCGCUUCCUCAGGUAGAACCAGUACGCCAAGUGGACCAAACACAUCCACUCCGUCGAACAUGUUCAAACCACCGUCGGUAUAUUCGCCUUCCUCUUCACGAAGACCACCGACACCUGUCCAUCAUACCCGUCCAAUGUCACCACAUUCAUAUCCUGGUGUGGUUCAUUCAAUGAGUCCUGUACCGAUCGGAAUGCCAAUUUCACCUGGGUUGUCACCAGUUUUUGGUUAUCCACCGCAUAAUUACAUUCAAUGUCCAAGACCACGAUGGCCAUCGUCUCUUGCUCAAGGAAAUCAAUCUCCUCGACCAUUUAUACCAGUACAGAAUCCACUUGGAACCGAUAUAAUAUCACCUGUACCCUGUGCGCCACCGGAAUACUUGAUAGCACCUUAUAGAUCCGGUGAUUACGAAUAUAUUAGUGUGCCAUUGGAUCACACACCAGUCGAUGAAGAAUCCAGUGGUCCUAGUACUGCAGAAAUUAUCGCCAGUCAAAGCCAAAAUUAUGUUGAUGAGAAACUUGCCGAAUAUCAGGCUACGAUACAACAAUUACAAGGUAAGCAAACGUUUGCUUUGAAUCUGAUAAUUUAAU